This is a messenger RNA of Solenopsis invicta (red fire ant), 2406 nucleotides long. RefSeq names its product zinc finger MYM-type protein 1-like. Lineage: Eukaryota; Metazoa; Arthropoda; Insecta; Hymenoptera; Formicidae. The record is from RefSeq and is a predicted model, not a curated record. Bases 1 to 2406 code for a protein of 801 amino acids. The transcript has 2 exons.
AUGAAUAAAUACAAGCAUUUAUCUGGAUUUGCUAAACGAAAACAGAAACUAGAAGAAGAACAUAAGAAGAAAAAAUUGCCGAAGCUUACCAGUUUCUUUUCUAAAACCAAUAAUCCACCUUUACAAGAACCAAUACAAAGCAUUAGUCAUAUCAGUCAAACAGAUAUUCUGAGCAAUAUAAAUAAUGAUUUAACAACCGAAAGUAAUAAGGAACAUGCAAUACUAAUGGAAACUGAUCAACAAAAUAAAACUCACUCUCAAGAACAAAAUCAAGUGUCAAUUCAAAUACACAAUUUAGAGAGAACAGACAAGAUCAAUUUCAAGGAAGUUCUGACAGAUAACGAUAAAAAAUAUAUAGUCAAAUAUGGUCCGUGUCAACCACUUGGAAUAUUUCCAAAAAAUGCAGAAGGGCGAAGUUUUAAUUCUUCGUAUUAUAUACAAAAGUCUAAAUCCGGAAUUACCUAUAGAAGAAAUUGGCUAUGCUAUUCAAUUGGAUUAAAUAUGGCAUAUUGUGAGCCCUGUUGGAUUUUUGGAAAAAGAGAAAUUCAUAACAUCAAAGAUGCUUGGAUAAACGGAUACAAUGAUUGGCGUCAUAUUUCCCAAAGUAUUUCGCGACACGAAUCUUCAAAUAAUCAUGUAGUUGCCUGUCAAAUAUAUAAGAAGUGGAAACUUGAUAAGAAUAUUGAUAUGGAUUUAGAUAAAGAAUUAAAAUUUAAAAUGACGUACUGGGAAAACGUUUUACAUAGAAUAAUCAAUGUUACUUUAACUUUAGCACAAAAUAAUUUAGCAUUUAGAGGUCAUAAAGAAUCCUUUGAUGUACAAUCUGGAAAUUCAGGAAAUUUUUUAAAUAUUAUUAAACUACUUUCUAUAUAUGAUCCUAUUUUAAAGGAGUUGUUGUCAAAAGAUAAAGGCACCGUGAAAUAUUUAAGUCCUGUAAUACAAAAUGAACUGAUAGACAUCUUAGCCAAAGAAGUAAAGACUGAAUUAGUUAAUAAAAUUAAUAAAUCUCCAUUUUUGUCUAUUAUAAUAGAUACUACACAAGAUAUUUCUAAAAUUGAUCAAAUCAGUUUUACAAUUCGUUUCGUAGAGCUUAUUACAGAUGAUAACGAUGCUAAAACAAGUGAUCUCAUGAUAAGAGAAUUUUUCUUAGGAUUCAAGGAAGCUGAUGGACAAACUGCAGAAGAUUUGGAAGCACAAUUAUUAAAUUAUUUUGAGGAUAAUACAUUAGACAUAAUGAAAUUGCGUGCUCAAGGAUAUGACGGAGCUGCUAAUAUGAGUGGUAUUUAUAAUGGCUUACAGGCAAAAAUCUUGCGAAGACAACUAAAUGCAGUUUAUGUUCAUUGCGCUGCUCAUAACUUGAAUUUGGUGAUUAAUGAUGCAGUAAAAUCUUCAAAAGAUAUAAGAAACUUUUAUGAUUUAUUAGAAAGCGUUUAUGUUUAUUUUGGGCACAGCAUUAGUAGAUGGGCAACUAUUAUUUCAAUGUUUGAGAAUAAAAAGCAUUCACUAAAACGAUUAUGUCCCACAAGGUGGUCAUCCCGUUAUGAUACUUUGCAUAGUUUACGAUUUCAUUAUGCCGAAAUCUUGCGGGCGUUAACCAAAAUAUCGCUUACAAGUAAAAAAACAAUGGAGCAAAACGAAGCUCAAGAACUGAAAAAAAAAUUAGAAAAAUUUGAGACUGUUAUUUUAGUAGUUUUAGAGUCAAAAAUUUUAAGUAUUACCAAUAUUGUUUCUAAUGCCUUACAAAACAAAAAUAUAGACAUUGGAAGAGCUUCCACACUUUUAAAAUCUGCUUACGAACAAAUGAUAUUUCUCCGCAAUAAUUUUAAUAUAAUAAUUGAUGACGCGACUCUUUUAGCAAAUACGUGGGGUAUAAAUCCUACUUUUGAAAAGAAAAGGAUAAGUAAAGUAAAAAAGCAAUUUGAUGAGUUGUCCCACGAUGAAAGACUGGCAAACCCAGAAAGCAAUUUUAAAACUACUGUUUUUUAUUCAACAAUAGAUGUAAUAAUUGCUCAACUAAAACGCAGAUUCGAAGGACUGAAUAAUAUAGUGGAAAAUUUUAAACCAAUUUUUCCAUCUACUUUAGAAAAUUAUUCUGAUGAUGAAUUGGUAAAAUUUCCAAAAGAGGUGAGCAUUCGGGCACAGUGGUUACAUGCCUGCAAAUUAUCUGACAAGGACAAUGUGAUACAUAUACACAUUUGCUCCGAUCACUUUGUACCAAGUGAUUAUAAAAAUAGCAUAGGACUGUGUAGCAGAAAGUGGUUAUUGAAACCAGGAGCAGUGCCUUCCGUUAAUGUGCCAAAUCCUCCAGCUGCCGAAUUGCAGUUCCAGUCAUCUGAGAUUAUAAUGGACGAGACACGUAAGAUUGAAAACAUACAAAUUUUUUUUAUUGAGGGUAGUAAAUACUGA